This is a messenger RNA of Thamnophis sirtalis, 153 nucleotides long. NCBI's taxonomy places the organism in Eukaryota, Metazoa, Chordata, Lepidosauria, Squamata, Natricidae. The record is from RefSeq and is a predicted model, not a curated record.
UGACUGGGACACCCCCAAAAGGAAAAAGAAGUUGAACCUGGAUUUCAGAAAAGAAUGGUCCUCUCAAGAUUCAGUCUCUUCAGAAUCGACCGACUCAGGUGUUGGCCCCGACUCCCCUAUGGAGCCAGAUGUGGAGAUGUUUCCCGAGGACAU